GAUAUGGAAAGAAAAAUAUGCAUUGUUGCUACAUGACCUGUGUAUUAAAAGUUUAGUUUGAUUUGUAUACAAAAAUGGACAUAACACUAACAAAAUUGAUUUAUUAGAAACAACCUCGACAAAAUGGAACAACUUCUUGAAGAUCAUGAAGCUGCCACAGAAUAUGGUGAAAUUGCCAAGUAAGUUUUCCUUCAGCAACUACUAUUAUUUUGAGGAUGUCUGUUUACUUAGCUGUUGUAGUGCUUACUGCAUAGUAUUUGAUACAACAAAAAUGUUUAUUUCCUUACAGGUUGGACAAACAGUUGAUGUAAAUUGAAUCUUCUAAAGGUAUCUCCAAUCGGUGGUCUAAUUCGAGUGAUGAAUUUCAUGCUGCCUUAACAUUUGCAGCUGAUAAGAAGAGAUAUAAUAUGUUGAUAAAAUUUGAUAAGUUAUGUAUGGAAAAGCAGUUUUUGUCAUCAUUAAUAAAGAAAUAUGCAGGUAUAUAUACGCAUAUGAAAAUAUUCAAUGGUAUGCGUUUUAUUCUGAGUACAUUGCUAAAAGCGGUAUAUAUUUUUUGUACAAUGGGACAAUCUGUUGUAGAAAAACUAUUGUCAAGCUUAAAGCGUGUUACAGCAAAAAUGAGGGAACUGAUCGCAGAUUAUAUUUCUUACUCCUCGUAACGUACUGCUACAUAUCAGAAGAAUCUUUCAAUAAAUACAGAAAGACAAGUAAGAUCUCGAUUUAAAAACUCCGGACAAGCAACUAUUCAGAAAAUGCUUGAUUGCUUCAAUCUGAUGCAACGUUCUAUUGAAGAACAAGGAGAGACAAAAAAAGACAUGUUAAACAUUUUACAGUUUUACCAAGAACAAAUUAAUAUUGUGGAGCCGUUAUAUCUACAGACUGAUGAAAUGCUGAAGCCAUAUGUGUUAAAUCACCAAUUACAGUUAGAGUUUUAUUUAAAGCAAACAUGGAUUAAAUUUAAAAAAUACAUCAAUUAUUUUUCCAUGAACAUGUGGAUUUUGUGUGUGAUCAAUUUGAAGUGGAUGAAAAUGAAGUGGCCGAGGCACUGGACUCUGUUACUAAUGAAAAUGAUAAUGAAAGUGACGUGCGGCGGUGAUUCGAACAUGGAAUUCAGGUCGGGUGAGAUGCGAACGUGCGGCAGUGAUUCGAACAUCGAUUUCAGGUCGGGUAAGAUGCGAACGUGCGGCGGUGAUUCGAACAUCGAUUUCAGGUCGGGUGAGAUGCGAACGUGCGGCGGUGAUUCGAACAUCGAAGUCAGGUCGGGUGAGAUGCGAACGUGCGGCGGUGAUUCGAACAUCGAAUUCAGGUCGGGUGAGAUGCGAACGUGCGGCGGUGAUUUCCAACAUCGAAGUUUAAAUAAGUUAGGAACACGAUUCCGGUCUAUACAUUUCAUAAACACUUGAACUUAUUUCAACUUUUAUCUGUUGCGCGAAGAUAUACGCUCGGUAACAGGCUAAGCAUAAGUGCUCUGCAGCGCCACCUUACUGUAGCACAGAAGUGCGCAAUUCCAUGA
Ciona intestinalis (vase tunicate) is the source of this 1513-nucleotide messenger RNA. The record is from RefSeq and is a predicted model, not a curated record. Lineage: Eukaryota; Metazoa; Chordata; Ascidiacea; Phlebobranchia; Cionidae.